CAAAGAGUCAAAUUUGACAAAAGUAUGAAACUACACCCAGGCCCUAUAAUGUUUUUUUUAAUUAGUAAAAUAAUAUAAAAUUCACCCUAACUGUACCGUUUUCAUAAUAUGAAUUAAGUCGGUCGAAUAGAUCCAGAAUGUCAGUAAGCCAAAUAACCUCGUCCGGAAAAGUACUCAAAAGCAAACGAAAUUCCAUGACCAGGCCACAAAGCACAGUUGAUGACAUUUAUUCCAAUUUAAGAGGAGAUUUUGAAAAUGAAAACAUUACUCCUGCUUUCAAAAUAAGAUUGCAUAGUUUAUUCAGACAAAUAGAGAAGGAAUUUGAACUUUUAUAUCAAGAAAAUCAAACAUUGCAAGAAAAAAUUGAUAUUCUAAAUGAGAAAAUUGAGAGCCAAACAUUUGACAAACAAAACUAUGAUUCUGUGGACUUUGAUAACAAUGUUUCAAAAGCAUUAGCUAAGAAAGUAAGUUCUUCAUCUUCACAAAAGUUAAAAACAGCUUACAAGCUAAAAGCUCAAACUAGUAAAAUAGUGUCCAGUUUUAAAGCACCACAUUUAACAUGUAAUGUUGUUAAAGAGUAUGCAGGGCAUAAAGAUGGAGUUUGGGAGGUGUCCGUAUCAAGAACAGGACAACCCAUAAUAGGAACAGCAUCAGCUGACCACAGUGCUUGUAUAUGGAGCAUAGAUAAUGCAAGAUGUCUUUUGCAAUAUAAUGGGCAUAAUGGUUCAGUUAACUCUGUCCGGUUCCAUCCUCAGAAAGACUUGGUACUCACAGCCAGUGGUGAUAGUACCGCUCACAUUUGGCAAGCUGUUGUUAGCUGGGAUUUACCGAAAGGACAUUCUUCUGAGGAAGAGUUAGAAGGGAGUGAAGAAUGUGACGAGAGCAAAUCUGAUACAAAAAUUGCCACUUUAAGGACCCCCGUAUGUGAAUUGGUUGGUCAUUCUGGGCCCAUUUCAUCAGCUGACUGGCUCGCAGGUGCAGAUUAUGUAAUUACAGCCAGUUGGGACAGGACAGGAAUGUUACAUGAUAUUGAAUCACAUACAACAAUUACAACUUUAACAGGUCAUGACUUAGAGAUUACCCAUGCUGCAACUCAUCCUAGUCAAAAGUUGGCUGUUACUUCCUCAAGGGACACUACUUUUAGGCUGUGGGAUUUCAGGGAAACUGUUCAAUCUGUUUCAGUUUUUCAAGGGCACUCAGAAAGUGUCACUUCGGCAGUGUUUGCCAAAGAAGACAAAGUAGUAUCGGGGUCGGACGACCGCACUGUAAAAGUGUGGGAUUUGCGAAAUAUGCGAUCUCCCUUAGCUACUAUACGUACUGACUCUGCUAUUAAUCGAUUAUCGGUAUCAUCAACAGGUGUGAUAGCUAUUCCGCAUGAUAACCGACAGGUGCGCCUAUUCGACUUGACCGGUCAAAGACUAGCACGCUUACCACGGUCUAGUAGGCAAGCCGGUCAUGGCCAUAAUCGAAUGGUCGCUUGCACUGCGUGGGCGGACGAACCCUCAAAUAAUAUCAAUUUAUUUACUUGCGGUUUCGACAGGAAGGUUCUCGGGUGGUCUGUGCAAUCCGUUAAAGAUAAAGAGAAAGAGAAAGAUAUUUAAAUUUAUUUAGAAUAAGACUAAUAAAUAUUAAUUAAUUAUUUUUUGAUGGAUAGGAAUACUUUUUUAUUAUUUAGAUAGGUUGAUGUCGGAAAUUGUGAUAAUUACUGUAAUUUAUUUUUUUAAUUAUUAUUACACUUUAUUUUUUAUUUUUUUCUCAUUUUGUUUGCCGUUAAUAAUUGAUAGACUUUUUUCAAUAAUUUGAGAAGCUUUUACUGAAUUACCGACGUUAGUCCGUCCAUUGCAAAUCGUUUGUGUUUUAUUAUAAUUGAUAUUAAAACCGUUAAACAUUCAAAACGAAUUCUAGUUGCUUUUAUUGUAAAAAAAAUAGAUUAUAGAAUUUUGGUCGUUUGCCCUCAUUAAAAAUAAUGUUUGGGUUUUAAUUUUUUAUUGAUCGUUUAUAAAAAGAAAUAGUUUAACAUUAGCUAUGAAACCAUGUUCUAGAUUAAUGAGCAAAAGUUGAUAUUAAAAAAUAUCUUAUUUUUAAUCUUCAAAUGAAACGAGUUAUUAGGAUAAAUAAAAAUGGCUUACAAAUUAAACGAAUAUAAGAUAAUUAUUUAAACCUAAUGGUAAUUGAAUUUAUGGUUCUUAAAGUGAAAAUACCACUACUUCCUUGACUUAUGCUAUCAGUAGGAAUUUAUAUCCCAAAAAUAGUCCUUAAAUUGCACAUAUCAACGUAUGCAUUUAAUCACUGCUUUGUUACUGUAAAUCUGAUGAACAGUAGCUGAAGGUACGGUUACGGUAUUUUGUGACAUAAUUGAUUUCAUAUGAAUGUGAUAGUUUAAUAUAUAUAAAUAUACGUGUACAAUCAGCAUUGUUUACUGCUUAUCAGAACUAAAAGUGGACCUAUGGUGCAGGAAGGGGGUUUAAAAUUAGAAUUUCAAGAAAUUUUGUUUUAUUAUUUGAUAUACACAUUUUGUUGCAAAAAAUAUUUUAAUCGAUUUAAAUAUUAUAAAGAUGCGUUAUCAAAAUUAAUUAACAGUUUGGAGGGAAAGUUGUUUGAAAUUUCUUAGAAAGCUCCCUUCCGAGAUAUUAUUGAUCAAUAAGAGAAACUUGUGGUUGUGAUAAUCAAGAAGUAAAUUUCUGUAAAUUUGCUAUGUAGUUCAACAUAUUAAAAAUUGUCUCUGUUAUAAACUAAUUAAAUCCACUUAAAGGGUC
Molecule: messenger RNA, 2756 nt
Organism: Agrilus planipennis (emerald ash borer)
Lineage: Eukaryota; Metazoa; Arthropoda; Insecta; Coleoptera; Buprestidae
Product: WD repeat-containing protein 37
Exons: 9
Coding region: 138-1601 (487 amino acids)
Cellular component (GO): preribosome, large subunit precursor
Molecular function (GO): protein binding
Source: RefSeq, a predicted model, not a curated record